This is a messenger RNA of Vanessa atalanta (red admiral), 1692 nucleotides long. RefSeq lists its product as uncharacterized. Gene Ontology annotation, biological process: regulation of transcription by RNA polymerase II. Bases 569 to 1606 code for a protein of 345 amino acids. Gene Ontology annotation, cellular component: transcription regulator complex; nucleus. The transcript has 6 exons. Lineage: Eukaryota; Metazoa; Arthropoda; Insecta; Lepidoptera; Nymphalidae. Gene Ontology annotation, molecular function: DNA binding. The record is from RefSeq and is a predicted model, not a curated record.
CCGUUCCGUUCUGUGCAACCGAAGUCCCGUCUCCGUAUAUCAAUGCUUUUACGUUAUAAAAUCGAAGCGUGUUUAAAUUUUAAUGAUUUUUUUUCAUUAUCUGUGCUCAAUUUUUAAUCUGUGUUGUGUUGGCGGGUUAAUAUAUUAGAUUAAAUUGAAAUUAAUUGCGCGUUUAACGUGCCGUAUCUUAGGUUUCUUAUAAAUAAACGAAUUUGUGUGAUUAUUUUCGCUUGGUGUUUUUUAAAAUUUGUUAAAUUACCUAAUAAUAUGAUAAUUAAUAUUGUUGUAGUUUGUACUUGUAGUUGAAGGUACGUUUGUCAGACCGCGUUGUUUUAAUAGAUUUUUCUUUUUUUAAUUUGGAAUUUGGAAUUAUUGUCUCAACUAACGAUGUUGUAAUUAUCGUACAGAUAAAUAAUAUUGAUAAGUAAAUAACACAGUUGUGUCGUGUCGUUUAUUUAUUUUUGGAUGAAUAAUACAAACGGUUGCUUGGAACAAUGAAUGUUUAAUUAAAAAGUGCAUUUAAAGCCAUCGUGAAGAGAUUAGACGUAGCAGGAUAAAUAAAUCUAAAAUGGGUAAAGAGGUGCAGAAACGAUGGCGUUCGAUCCGCGAUUCGUAUACCAAGGCGUUUCGUCAAGGGAAAUGUCAACCGCCAGAACAGUGUCCACCGGGCAGUCGGAGAUACCAGUACCACAGGCAGAUGUCUUUCCUGUUACGAGCUUUGCAAAACAAAAAACCGCGAUACUCCCAAGACAAAUACGAAUCGUUCUCCGAAGUAUCGAACUCGCCCCAACACCCACCUCCAGAAGACAUACCACGGAUCAAACACGAAAUUACGGAAAGGCCACUCGAUCUAAAAACCAAAUCAGAUAUCCAAGACAGACCAGAAACCCUGGACAAGUGUAACCAAGCAACCAUAGACAAGAAGCUGGAAAUUAAAAUUGACGCGAAUACAAUUUUGCCCGACGACCACUUCGAUGACGACAAAUUAUUCAUGAACUCCCUACUUCCUCUAUUUAAGAAGAUGGAUGAUGAUACGAGACUACUCUGCAGGAUUGAGGUUUUGAAGAUCAUAAGGUACGCGUUACAAGGUCACAAGUGUUUCGAAGCAUUGAAGAUGGCGGAAGACAGCUUCUUCAAGAACCGAAUGAGCGGAAUUCUGGCUAAGCAAGAAAUCGUUGAUAAUACUUUGAACUCCAAGUCGAAUGAAUCGAAGUUGUCGAUGACGACGCGCUCCGCUGAUGGGAGCAGACCGAUAAGGAAACGGAGGGCACGUUCUCCAUCGCCGCUUCCGUUACCACCCAAGAGACGCGGUCCAGGGCGACCCAGAAAGGUCCGCCCCCCUCCAUCGGACUCUGACGAGGAACAGCUGUUCAAGAAACAGUUCCCGAAACUUAAAGUUUCGCCUGUCGAGGUGUCUCUCGCGUCAGAAGAGGACUCGUACAACAAGGCAACGAGUGUCGCCCAGUUGUCAACGCCACUGUUUAUGAAGAUGUACAAUCUGGAACGUUCGAAAAUUGCACCUGUGACGUCACCGCAAUCCAUGCAAGUUUCCAUCAAGACGGAACCACUCGAUAACAGUCCAACGACAGCUUUAAGUACAAUGUGAAAAGGUCCAAAUUCGAUUAACCGAAAAUGCGAUAUUUUAACAUUAGUAAUAUAAGAUUAGUCCGAAUAAAUUCAUCCUUUAUUUGC